AUGGAAGAAGCAAUCGCGGAUCGCAUCAGUCUGUUAGAGGAGACUCUUGGAAUCAGUGAAAAAAACGAUAUUAAAAGCUCGGAUCUUGAUGUGCAUGGGUUGAUCAAGAACCUCGAAAGUAAAGGAUUGAACCAUAUUCUGAAAACACCAAUUGAUGAUCUUAAAAGAUUACGAUCCGUUUUGGAUUCUCAUGACAAAGAUAAUUUAACUGAGAUGCUUUCUAACCUCGUUAUAGCCGAAAAGUCCCUCAUCGAAGAGAGAGCCGGAAUGAUUGAAGAAUUCCAAACGAAACUUGAAGUUGUUCUGGAUUGUACAUAUAUUAAAGACGUCGAAGAACAAUCCAAAGUUUUGGAUAAGCUAGAGAAAUCAACGGAAGAAGUUGUCACCGAGUGGAAGCAACAUUGCCGUAAAAUACAAACUUUUAUUAACGAGUAUGUGUGUCUUAUACAAGGAUUGGUACAGUACCAAACAAAGUUAGAAACUGAGGUAACACAACUGGAGCUCAUGAAAAAAAGAAAUAAUGCCAAAUCCUGA
Messenger RNA from Auanema sp. JU1783, 534 nucleotides. The record is from the annotation of a GenBank genome assembly. Lineage: Eukaryota; Metazoa; Nematoda; Chromadorea; Rhabditida; Rhabditidae.